Alligator sinensis (Chinese alligator) is the source of this 2268-nucleotide messenger RNA. RefSeq names its product methylphosphate capping enzyme (gene MEPCE). Gene Ontology annotation, biological process: snRNA modification. Gene Ontology annotation, molecular function: snRNA binding; O-methyltransferase activity; RNA methyltransferase activity. The transcript has 5 exons. The record is from RefSeq and is a predicted model, not a curated record. Lineage: Eukaryota; Metazoa; Chordata; Crocodylia; Alligatoridae. The coding region runs from base 1 to 1758 and encodes 585 amino acids.
AUGGCACAAGUCCCCCUCCUGCGCAUGCGCAGUUUCCACGACCCGGAAAACUACAACGCCCGGCGUGCUUUGCGGCACUUACACGCGGCCGUGGGUGGGGGUGGUGAAGUGCAGCUACCCCAGGAGGCCCGGGGGGUAGGGGGGGGUGUGCGGCAGGAGGCAACCCUGUGCCGACCGCGGCGCCCAGGAGCCGCCCCACUGGGGCCGAGGCGAGCCGGGAGUGGCCCCGUCACCCGGCUGCAGCCAGGGGCCACUUCGGAGGAGGAGCUCCAGCGGCCCCGCAAUGGCCUGCAGCUGCCACCACGGGGAGGAGGGGGGGGUGGCAAGCGGCGCAACAGCUGCAAUGCCGGCUUCAAGCACCCAGCCUCCAAGCGGCGCCGGCGCAUGACCUCGGAGUGUGACCCGGUGCUGCCCUCUGAGUUCCUCCUGGGGGGCAACAUAUUCGACCCCCUCAACCUCAACAGCCUCCUGGAUGAGGAGGUCAACCGGGCCCUCAAUGCUGAGACCCCCAAAUCGUCGCCGCUGCCAGCCCGGGGCCGUGACCCUGUGGAGAUCCUCAUCCCCCGUGACAUCACAGACCCCCUAAGCCUCAAUGCUGACGGCGAUGCUGGGCCACUCCUGGCCUCGCCUGCCAAGGCAGGGCGCCGGCGGCACCGGCACCGGGCAGCGCAGCGGGCUGGCCACGAGGCAAAAGGGGCCACACCCCAGCCCUACGAACUCAACACAGCGAUCAAUUCGCGGGAUGACGUGCCCCAGCUCCCAUCUGCUGGCACUGGGGAGGCGAUCCUGUGCCCUGCACCGCCCUCAGUUGCUGCUUCCUCCUCCUCUUCCCGUCACCACCGCAAGCGCCGCCGGACUUGCAGCAAGUCAGAGGGGGCGAAAGCGGGGGGCAAAGGCAGCCCUGAGCGAGGCCGCGGGGCCGGCAAGGGGCGGCGCCAGCAGCAGCGGCGGUUCCAGUACGGCAACUACUGCAAGUACUACGGCUACCGCAACCCAGGCUGCGAGGACACCCGUCUGCGGGUGCUCAAGGAGGAAUGGUUCCGGGGCAAGGAGGUGUUGGACGUGGGCUGCAACGUGGGGCACCUGACCCUCAGCAUUGCCCGGCACCUGGGCCCAGCCCGGAUCGUGGGCCUGGAUAUCGACAGUGCACUGGUGCAUUCGGCCCGCCAGAACAUCCGCCACUACCUGUCCGAGGAGAUGGAGCGGCCGGGCCGGGGGGCUGGGGCUGGGGAGAGUGGCCCUCUGGCUAAGCCCCCUGGCUUCCCCCUGUCGCUCAUGGCCAGCCGUGGGCCCAUCGCUGCCCCCCGCGUGCCUGAGGCUGGCGCCGACGCCACCACCUUCCCCAACAACGUCAUCUUUGUGCGGGGCAACUAUGUUCUGGGCCGGGACGAGCUGGUGGCAGCGCAGCGCCCCGAGUACGAUGUGGUGCUGUGCCUCAGCCUCACUAAGUGGGUGCACCUCAACUGGGGUGAUGAGGGCCUCAAGCGCCUCUUCAAGCGCACCUUCCGCCACUUGCGGCCUGGUGGCGUCCUGGUCCUCGAGCCCCAGCCUUGGUCCUCAUAUGGCAAGCGCAAGGGCCUCACGGAGACAACGUACAGAAACUACUACCGGAUCCGGCUGAAGCCGGAGCAGUUCCCGGCCUACCUCACCUCACCUGAGGUUGGCUUCACCAGCUACGAGCUUGUGGCCACACCCCACAACACCUCCAAGGGGUUUCAGCGGCCUGUUUAUCUCUUCCACAAAGCAGCUGCCCAGUGAACCGUGGCACCAGAGGGGCUUUGAGCGUGCCCGUGUGUCUCCACCCCCCUGGAACAGAACUUACUGGGUUGUGGCUGGGGGGUCUGGCUGCCCUGCCCCCCCCCACUGCUGAAGAGGAGGGAUCCACCUGGUGCCAAGGCCUCAGUGACUCCUACUCCUCCCACCCCCCUAGCCUGGGGGAGGGGGGGGCUUGUGCUCAGUGGGAGGAGUUUGUGCCCCCCAUUUUUAACCCUUAAAGCUCCUCUGCCUUGGGCAGCUGCCGGGAGGGAGCCUACCCAUUUGGUUUUUUUGUUUGUUUUGUUCCCCCCCCACCCCCAUCUUCCCCACCAGGGGCUGCCCCCUUGCUGGACUUGGACUCUGCUGGGACAAAUAGAUGCUCCUGCCCCACGCAGGGCAGGCUGGGACUGUGCGGGGAGGGGGAUCUGUGCUCCCACACCCAGACAGAGACUGGCGGGGUGUGGGUGACUUUGAGAACUGCCGAUUCUUCUAUAUAAAGCUCUAUAUGAACAA